UGGUCUAUUAACUGCCUCUUGCGACGUCCUUUCCUCCCUGACCCAUCCGUGAUUGCUUGACAAGCACCACACUCAAUGUCGCUUUCCCAGAAUGAUUCUGCCCACGCUGGGAUUGGCAGAGAGGAAGAAGCAGAUAUUGUUGUAAAUUUGUCCGCAAUUGUGUCGAGAGAAGGCGGCCACUGCCUAUGUAUUCAGCCUCAAACCGCACUCCCCGAUGACACCAAUAGUGUCCACGUACACGAGCCCUCCAUCAUCAAACGGAUUGGCAUGUGCUAUCUUCGUUGAAUUAGACCCACUGCUAAUGUCGUACAGUGCAGGUAGUCUUCACAAUAGUCGCAUGUAGUCUCGCCUCCGGGAUCGUCUUUAGAUUUGCGGCUCUGAAGCCAGUCCUCAUCGAGGAAGGCGUUUUCCACGAUCUUUGUGUUGAUGAAGAUCUCCACGGGGAUGGCAAUGUAUGUCCGGAACAAGACUUGAAGUUGAAUCUGUUCUACACCAUCGGGUCUACAACCGCGCGAACAUAUCAUCCAUACUGGCAGGGGCAAUCCUCGAUCGCCUCGGGUCACGAUUUUGCAACAUCCUAGGAUGUGUCAAUCUCAUUUUCGGUUGUGGCGUGAUGGCUCUAUCAUUCCAUGUCUCGCGAUAUCGGUGGUUGUUCGUUGGCAACUUCUUUCUCGCUCUCGGCGGUACCUGCAUCUUCGUGCCCGCAUUUCAAGUUGCAAACGCCUUCCCACAAUAUUCGGGACGCAACGUCGCUCUGGUGACGGGUGCAUUUGAUGUGUCGGCAGCUAUAUUUCUCAUUUAUCACGUUGCUUACAAGGCUUCGUGUCAAUCCUUGACGCCAUGCAUCUUCUUCUUGUGGUUCAAUGUGGCGCCCGUGUUGCUUGUGAUCGGAUUCAUUGGAAUAAUGCCGAGGGAGGGGUACGGCUCUAGUGUUCUGCCAAAGAAGCAAUUGAGACAUACAGACGACCAUUUCGACCACAUAAUCUUCACUCGAAAUGAAGUUAACGAUAUAGAAGAUCACUACAGUGCGGGCAACAAGCAUUAUUUACGCCUUCGAGCCAGACUGAGCAAAUUUCAAAAAUUCCUCGGCACCAACAAAAUUACACAGCAGCGAGCCCAGAGUGCCGAUAGCCAAAAGGACACCAGCCAGGUCUUGGGUGCUUUGCAUGACUUACCUGCCCGCCAGCAAAUGGUGUCACCAUGGUUUAUUCUCAUCACCUUGAUGACAAUUUUGCAAAUGGUUCGCAUGAACUACUUCAUCGCCACAAUACGCAUCCAGUGUGAAUUUCUACUUGCCUCGACAGCUCGGGCGAAGCAUAUCAACGAUUUCUUUGAUAUCGCCCUCCCACUAGGAGGGAUCCUAUCAACCCCUAUCGUUGGUUACCUCUUAGAUAAGCUGAGUCUCGAGAGCAUACUUGGUCUUAUCGUUGUGUUCACAACUAUUAUUGGGGCAGUCAAUUGCGUUCCUUCCGUCGGAGCAGGUUAUGUGACGGUGAUAUUAUUCGUCCUGCUACGACCAUUGUAUUACUCAGCGAUGUCUGACUAUGCCACCAAAGUCUUCGGAUUUGCCACAUUUGGCCGAGUGUACGGAACGAUAAUUUGCCUCUCGGGUCUGGCGACUUUCUCCUAGUAUGGACUUGAUGCACUGACC
Penicillium brasilianum is the source of this 1651-nucleotide messenger RNA. Lineage: Eukaryota; Fungi; Ascomycota; Eurotiomycetes; Eurotiales; Aspergillaceae. The record is from the annotation of a GenBank genome assembly.